Molecule: messenger RNA, 2060 nt
Organism: Gadus macrocephalus (Pacific cod)
Lineage: Eukaryota; Metazoa; Chordata; Actinopteri; Gadiformes; Gadidae
Gene: trpv1
Product: transient receptor potential cation channel, subfamily V, member 1
Exons: 12
Coding region: 229-2037 (602 amino acids)
Biological process (GO): calcium ion import across plasma membrane
Cellular component (GO): membrane
Molecular function (GO): protein binding; calcium channel activity
Source: RefSeq, a predicted model, not a curated record
UGCACUUUUGGAGGAGCCCAAGACUAAAGAAUUUCAUUGCCUGCUCUGUAAUUGUUGUGCAUACGACAAUAAAACCAUCUUGAAUCUUGAAUCUCUUGGAGUUGUGCAGGGAUCUGCAGCUUUCAGCUGAGGGAUUACAACUUGUAGUAGACUGAGGGACAGGGAGACGGAGAGACAUCGAGAGACACAGACAGAGAGUGACACAGGCAGAGAGAGAGAGAGAGAGACAUGGACAGGACUGGGAGCCCUGCGGGGACGUCGUCUGGCUUCUCCCUGGAGUGUGACCCCCGGACAAGUGAGAAGAGGGCGCUGGACAAUGAGAAAGCCAGGAGGAGCCAGGGUGUGAACGGGACCCCAGCACCCAUGGACACCAACUACCGUGAGGAGAUAGAGCCGCCGAAGCCCAAGAUCAGGAUCAACACCGAAAAAAUUGGAGAACUCCUGCGGGUCGAGGACCGAGGCCUGAAGAAGUUCAGCCCGGAGCAGCUGUUUGAGGCGGCUGCCAGCGGGGACAUCAUGAUGCUGGAGGGUCUGCAUGAGUACCUCCACGACAGCCACGGGAAACUCAGCGACUCUUUAUACGCGUCCAACGGAAAGAACGUGCUGAUGAAGGCGCUGUUGAACCUGCACGACGGGAAGAACAAGGUGGUGGAGUAUCUCCUGGAGAUCUCAUCCCGGAUGGGAGACGUGGAGGUCUUCGUGAACGCGGCCUACAAAGAUGUCUACUACGAAGGCCAUACUUCUCUGCAUAUCGCCAUUGAGAGGAGGAGCAUGGAAUACGUCACGCUGCUGGUCAGUAAAGGUGCAGACGUUCACGCCAGGGCCUUCGGCAAAUUCUUCCAGCAGCAAAAGGGCCCAAGCUUCUACUUUGGGGAGCUGCCUCUGUCCCUGGCCGCGUGCACCAACCAGCCGGCGGUGGUGGACUACCUGAUGGAGAACGAGCACCACCCGGCGGACGUGCGGCUGCCGGACUCCCGGGGGAACACGGCGCUGCACGCCCUGGUGCUGGUGGCCGACAACAGCCCGGAGAACAGCCGCUUCGUCACGGCCAUGUACGACCACAUCCUCGCCGCCACCGCGCACCUCCACCCCAAGUGGAGGCUGGAGGUGGUGGGGAACCAGCAGGGCCUGACGCCCAUCCAGCUGGCCGCCAAGACGGGCAAGAUCGACCUUUUCAGGCACAUUCUGCAUCGGGAGUUUCAGAGCGGUCCCACCAAACAUCUGUCCCGCAAGUUCACCGAGUGGGUGUACGGGCCGGUCAGCUCCUCGCUCUACGACCUGGCCUACCUGGACUCCUGCCAGGAAGAGUCGGUGCUGGAGACCCUGGUCUACGGCAGUGACAUUCCAAACCGCCACGAGAUGCUGACCAUCGAGCCGCUGAGCCAGCUUCUGGACGAGAAGUGGGACCGGUUCGCUCGCUACAUCUUCGCCUUCUACUUCCUGUCCUACCUGGUCUACCUCUUCAUCUUCACCCUCCUCGCCUACAACAAGAAGGGGGGAGAGCCCCCAUAUCGCAUCAAGAACACCAGAGAAGACUACCUGUUCUUGUCAGGCCAGGUGAUUACGGGACUGUCAUCUCUCUACUUCCUCAUCAGAGGGAUCUUCGAUAUGUGGAGGAAGAGGCCCAGGCUUCACACGUUGCUGAUCGAUGGAUACUUUGAGCUUCUGUUUCUCCUGCAGGCCGUGUGCUUCCUGCUCUCGGCUUGGCUGUACCUGUCCGGCCGGCAGGAGUACCUGGGCUUCCUGGUGGGCUGCCUGGCCAUGAGCUGGGUCAACCUGCUCUACUACUUCAGGGGGAACAAACACCUGGGCAUCUACAGCGUCAUGAUUCAGAAGAUGAUCCUGGGAGACAUCAUGCGCUUCCUCUUCGUCUACCUCGUCUUCCUCGUGGGGUUCUCAGCAGGUGAGCAAGUUCAAAUCAACGGGUGCGUUCGUCUAGCACACAGUGGGAGGUGCUAUUUACAUUUACUCACUUGUCACGACCCCACCGGUAUAUUCAAAGCGGCUCUCUGUCUAGGCAGGAGUCGAGAUACAUAAGUGGUAACAAACCCCAGCUGGCA